Paramuricea clavata is the source of this 243-nucleotide messenger RNA. The record is from the annotation of a GenBank genome assembly. Lineage: Eukaryota; Metazoa; Cnidaria; Anthozoa; Malacalcyonacea; Plexauridae.
AUGGUCGAAUUCUCGCUAAAAUCUGUCGCUCUAAAAUGGUAUUUCUUUAGUGGUACAGGAUCAGCAGCACUGUUCAGUGAAUAUUUCAAUCUUUUUAUGGAACAACUUGGUUUCAACCCAGGACAGAUUGGAUUGACAACACUGUUUGGAAUACCGCAUCUAUUCAUACCACUGUGUCUAUUCUUCGGGGAGAAAUUUCGAGCAAGAAAGAUUGUCGCAGUAUUUGGUACCUUGGCAGCAUCG